Molecule: messenger RNA, 1723 nt
Organism: Amblyraja radiata (thorny skate)
Lineage: Eukaryota; Metazoa; Chordata; Chondrichthyes; Rajiformes; Rajidae
Product: platelet-derived growth factor receptor-like protein
Exons: 6
Coding region: 224-1366 (380 amino acids)
Source: RefSeq, a predicted model, not a curated record
AGUCGUUUGUGAGGGCACUUUGUUAGAUGAGAAAUAGUUGACUCCUUGAUUCCGUUUGGGGAAACGCAAGUUCCUUGGCACCGCCAGUUCUCUGCUGCGAGAUUUCCUGAAAGAAAAUCGAGUUGGUGUGAAACUCGCUCCAGUUUGCUUCCACAUUUGUUUCGCUGGCUGCAGAGUGCAAACGCUUCCUCGUUUGUUUUACUUUUAAACGAAACUUUCCGCAAUGAGGCCGGGGCUGGUUUUCGCGCUGGUUUGUCUGAGUGUGUUUCUGCUGGAAUUCGCGGAAUGCCAGAAGGAUGCAAAUACCAAAAGUAAAAAGCAAAAUGCUGGCGGGAAAGUGAAACUGACCAACAAAAAGCCAAAGAACAAACCAAAAGUAAAGAAGGUGGCGGCUAGGAAGCUUGCAAGAAUCAGCAUCAUGACCCAGUUACUGCAGCAAGGCAGGUUUCUGAAGCCAUCCGAUACUUUGGUCAUUGCUGCUGGAGAGAAUCUCCUGCUGCGCUGUAAGGGGAAGCACAUCAGCUGGGCCUACCCCUCUUAUCUAGAUGAAGAAAAUGACGGCAGAUUCAGCAUUGACCAUCGGGAAAGAUUUAGUCAACUGACAGUGGCAAACAGCACAGGAGCUGACACCGGUGAAUACAGCUGUUGGGCGCUGGACUGUGAUGCUGAGACUUGCAGGAGGGAUGACUCCAAAACGGGCAGCACUUAUGUCUUCUUCACUGAUCCUCGUGAGCUGUUUGUACCAGCAAACGAUUACUACAUGGCCAUUCAGCUUCGCACUGACAGACCCACAAGGUUGCCGUGCCAGGUGACCAAUCCUCUUGCCAAAGUGUCUCUGCAUCGGGAGUAUCCACCGGAGUUGAUUCCAGAGGAUGGGAAAUUAAUCACGUUUGACGUGAAGAAAGGAUUUGUUAUCCAUAAAGCCCUUCCAUUGUUUGGCGGCACACUAUACUGCGUGGCAAGCUAUCAGGGGCUAAGGCAGAGUUCCACCAAGUACCUCCUCAUUUUUACCUAUUAUCCAUCUGCACGUCCAGCUGCUACAAUCAAAGCCUCAUCCAGCUCUGUGCAUGCAGGUGUAAACUUCAACUUAACCUGUACAGUUCUUGGGGAAACUAACAUAGAGGUGCACUUCACUUGGGAAUUCCCUGGCCAGCAGCUGGGGAGACCCACCUACACCAUGGAGAGCCAGCAGUCAGUAUAUGCUGGUGGCCAGGCACUCCAGUCAUCGCAAAGUGUGCUGCUGGUAGAUGAGGCCCGGCCUAUUGAUGAGGGACUCUACACCUGUACCGCUCAGAACCAGCAGGGGGCGACCUCAGUCUCCACUCGUGUCAACGUACUCCCACGGACUGGUCCAGGUCGACAAUGAGCAGAGGAGCAGGAUUAAGACUUUCUCCUCAGUUUACUGACAACUACACUGCAAAAUGGAGAAACCAACUGCAGUUAUUUUUAAACUCCUGCAGAGUAUUUAGUUGUACAUUUGCAUAUUUCAGUCUCAGAAAAGAGGUGUUUUGCUGUUAAAAAUAUCUUGAUAUUUUAAUCAUUCAGCACAAAUGUGUAUGUGAGUGCUUGUGCAAUGAUUGCCUUCAAGAGAAGUAGACAAUGCUUCUCCUCUGAAGGGGAAAGAUCCCUGUUUGGUAAUAUAAUGUUGUCACUUGUACCGGUAACAACAAUUCUAAAUCUUAAUGAAAAUGUAAAAUAAAGCCAGCAAUGGUGAUCAAUGUGA